Molecule: messenger RNA, 600 nt
Organism: Encephalitozoon romaleae SJ-2008
Lineage: Eukaryota; Fungi; Microsporidia; Unikaryonidae
Exons: 1
Coding region: 1-600 (199 amino acids)
Source: RefSeq, a predicted model, not a curated record
AUGGGAAAGUUAUUCAAGAAGUUCCGAAUAGAAAAGGCUAACGAGAGGAAGAAGGCUAAAGAAAAACCAAAAAUAAAGAAGACGCAGGAGAUAAGAAGCCAUACAAAGGAGCGUUCUGAAACAGAAAAGAUAUUCUGUUGCCUUGACGUUUCCUAUAGAAGAAAAACAGGAUAUAGAAAAAUCCUUGUCCUGGACGAGGUAGAGUUAGAAAGAAACAUAUUCCUUAUAUUGGAGAAAGUGCUAGAGGUGGUAGUAACUUUUGACAUUGUAGAUAGCCUGUUCUAUUCUGUAUUGAAAAGAAUCGUAUAUCUUAAAAACAGCGUUUCCAUACACACACUUCUUAUAGACUAUUUCCUUGGGUCCAUUCUUUGCGGAGUUAACUACGAAAAGUUUGGAUGCUUUCUUCUUAAACAUCUGCCACAGCUCUUAUCAAGUAGCAAAGGUAGGAUUCUUCCAAUCAUUCCCAACGGCGAGUUAAAAGAAAGCAUAUCUAAGCUUAAGCCAGGGAGCAAAUUCCUCACUUUCAAGUACCAACAGAAGUUCAUGGUGUUAAAGGACGGUGUACUGACAACUACUAAUAAGUACCAAUUUGGAUAUUGA